Messenger RNA from Solanum lycopersicum (tomato), 1365 nucleotides. Its product is annotated as NADH kinase. Gene Ontology annotation, biological process: NAD+ metabolic process; NADP+ biosynthetic process. Lineage: Eukaryota; Viridiplantae; Streptophyta; Magnoliopsida; Solanales; Solanaceae. The record is from RefSeq and is a predicted model, not a curated record. Gene Ontology annotation, molecular function: NAD+ kinase activity.
AGGAUCCGACAAGUUCGAUCCGUUUGUUAUAGAAAAGGCACAAUCCUCCGUUACACUACCACUGUUUUAGUGAGAAAAAUUGAGAAUGGCGAGAAGGCGAUUGUUGCUGUUGUUAAAGCCAUUCGAUAUGUUACCAUCACGUCACUUCGAUGAAAGUUCUCAUUUCAGAAACUCUAAGUAGGGUGAGACUUCUUCUCCUGCAGUUAUCGCAGGUUAUAAAAUAUCUAGACAGUAGAUCUCUGGUUCAUAUGGAGGCUAUUAACUUCUGUCAAAAUAUUUUGAGGAAAAAGCAUGUCGAUUGGGAAGCUGUUUAUCGUUUUAAUCUAUGUCGGCCGAUCCGUGAUGUAGAUUUAGUAGUUACCAUAGGGGGAGAUGGUACGUUACUGCAGGCAAGCCAUUUUAUGGAUGAUUCCAUUCCUGUUCUAGGAGUAAAUUCUGACCCAACUCAAGCAGAAGAGGUUGAAGAUUGCAAUAAAGAAUUUGACGCUACAAGGAGUACAGGAUAUCUUUGUGCGGCAACUGUUAAGAACUUUGAACAAAUAAUAGAUGAUAUACUUGAAAAUCAUGCUAGACCUUCUGAAGUCUCAAGGAUGUCAAUCACUCACAACUCAAAGCAACUUCCGACUUACGCACUUAAUGAUGUUUUAAUUUGCCAUCCUAGCCCUGCUACAGUUUCUCGAUUCUCAUUCAGUAAAAAGAAAGAGGGCCAGUCUUCUUCUUCAAUGGUGCAUUGCAGAUCAAGUGGACUUAGAGUGUCAACAGCUGCUGGGUCAACAGCAGCAAUGCUUUCAAGUGGUGGAUUUGCAAUGCCAAUUUUGUCCCGAGAUCUCCAGUAUAUAGUGAGAGAACCCAUUUCUCCUGGAGCUUAUAAUAGCGCGAUGCACGGUACUGUGAAGCCUGAGGAGUUGAUGGAGAUUGCAUGGUAUUGCAACGAAGGGCUGAUUUAUAUCGAUGGCUCUCAUAUUAUUCACUCUGUUCAACAUGGGGAUAUCAUUGAACUCUCUUGCAAAGCUCCAAAAUUGAAAAUUUUCUUGCCAUCUCACUUGAUAUCCUCAAAGACUGCAGGGAUGACGGUUGUGGCCUAGGAUUCUGCUCUCUAGACUUGCAACUCCAGAAACACUAUUACGACGAGAUGUGGAUCACAUUUCAAAGUAGUUCUAAUCAUGCAAAAGAGGUAGUUUCUAGUUGAAGAUGCUUAUAGACUUAUCAGUUAUCACAUUGUUUUAGUAUGAACGUUGAGGUGUCCGAGUUGAGUCCUCCUUAAGGAGAUGUUAUGAGGUUUAUCUAGGUUUCGAGUUAAGUUACAUACACAUAAAGAAUACCCAAUUGGGAACUUGGCUAUUGAAGAUGGGGAUACAAUGCAUA